Cladophialophora carrionii CBS 160.54 is the source of this 1434-nucleotide messenger RNA. RefSeq lists its product as uncharacterized. The transcript has a single exon. Bases 1 to 1434 code for a protein of 477 amino acids. NCBI's taxonomy places the organism in Eukaryota, Fungi, Ascomycota, Eurotiomycetes, Chaetothyriales, Herpotrichiellaceae. Gene Ontology annotation, molecular function: FAD binding. The record is from RefSeq and is a predicted model, not a curated record.
AUGUUGAAACCCCUCCGCGUCCUUGUCGUCGGGGCGUCCAUCGCUGGCCCCACCACCGCGUACUGGCUCGCCCGCGCCGGCGCAGCCGUCACAGUCGUUGAACGAUUCCCCGCGCUCCGCACCGCCGGACAGGCCGUCGACAUCCGCACCGCAGGCGUGACGGUCAUGCGGAGGAUGAAGGGCAUGGAAGACGCGGUGAGGGCGAAGAGCACGACGCUCGCGGGCGUCAGCUUUGUGAAUUCGGCGGGACGGUCGUUUGGCACGAUUCGCCCGACGGGGAAUCCGGAGCAACAGAGCCUGGUGAGUGAGUAUGAGAUCUUCCGGGGCGACUUGGCGGGCGUCUUGUUUGGUUUGACGGGUGGCAACGACGCGACCAGCAAUCGAGGUAUAAGUCAAGGUCAAGAUCAAGGCGACCAUCCCGGUCACAAUCGCAAUCGAGCUCAAGAUGACGAUCACGGUCACAAUCUCAAUCAAGCUCAAGGUGACACCCACGACCACGACCACGAUCAAAUUCAAAAGAUCAAAUAUGUCUUCGGAGAGCAAGUGGCCGGUAUACAACAGCAGGAAAACCUCGACGGCCCCGUCACCGUGGACUUUAUGAACGGCAAACUGCCCACCACGGAAUAUGAUCUCGUCGUGGCGUGCGACGGGGCCACGUCCAGGACGAGAGCCCUCGGCCUUGACUGCCAGGUACGCGACCACGUCCACCCCGUCAACUUGUGGGCCGCGUACUUUUCCCUGCCGGGAGAUCUCCUCGGGGGCAGCAAGGUCGGACGCGCAUACACGGCUGUCGGGGGCCGAUUUAUCGCCCUGGGACCUGACCCUGAUCCGGCGGGCGUCACGCGCGUCACGCUGAUGAGCGUCCACCCGCGAAAGGACCACAACGCGCCGAUCCCCUUCCGCGAAGCCGCCGCCAAGGGAGACGAGGCGCUGAAACGACAUGUCGCGGCGCGUUUCGCGGGCGCGGGCUGGAAAACCGACCAAGUGCUCCGGCUCAUGAUGGACUCGGCUUCGGACUUUUACGCCAGUGAAGUCGUGCAGGUCAAACUCCCCGACGGUUUGUCCAAAGGACGGUUCGUCCUCGUCGGCGAUGCGGGAUACGCGGCUGGUCCGACGGGAGGGGGCACGACGCUGGCUCUGGCCGGCGGGUACGUUCUCGCCGGCGAGAUCUGUAAACAUAAAGGCGAUAUCGCGGCGGGGCUGAGGGGCUACGAGCAGACCAUGAGGCCGAUCAUCACGGACCUGCAGAAGAUUCCGCCGCUCAUCCCGGCCGUGUUGGCACCGCAGACCGUGUGGGGGAUUUGGUUGCGGAAUAAUAUGUUUAGGCUGAUCGCGCGGAGCGGCAUCAUGGAGUUUGCGCACCGAUGGUUCGGCAACGCGUUUGCCGAGGGAGACAAGUACCGUCUGCCGGAAUAUGAAUGGGUGCGGCGAUGA